Messenger RNA from Gongylonema pulchrum, 387 nucleotides. The record is from the annotation of a GenBank genome assembly. NCBI's taxonomy places the organism in Eukaryota, Metazoa, Nematoda, Chromadorea, Rhabditida, Gongylonematidae.
AUGAGUGGUAAAGGUGCCAGCGCUGCACACGAUGAUCUUAUGGAAGCAAUAAAGAAGCUGAAGACAAGUGCGGUGCAAGCUGUUGGAGAAGCAAAUGCAUUGCCGAUGCGAGCCGAGGGAUAUGAACUGUAUGCGAGUUUUCCAGCCUAUGUAAAUCUUAUGACCGAGCAGCAACGGAGAAUCACUGUCCUACUACGUAAGGUGCUGCGAAAUGCAGGUUGUCGAUCAGUAGUACCAAUGCGAAUUGAUGAUCUGGAUGAGCUGCUUGAACGAGUUAUCGAAGCAAACGACAGCAUCUGUGAUCGAGCUGUAUGCUCAUUUUACUUUUUGCUUUCAGUUGCAAAUGAGAAAAUCGUAAGAUUCAUACCAAACACAGCAUGCAGGUAG